CUGAAGGCAGCAGAAAGCCGGAGUGAGGGUGCCGGGAGCAUGACAGUGUGCGGUGACGCCACGAACUGGGACGAAGAUGCGUACAGGGAAAUCGUACUGAAAGAGAGAGACAUUGAAACCCGAACCGUUUUCCGAACCGCUUGGGCUCCCCCUUACACCCCUAACCUUCACACUCUCCUCGUUGCCUCCAGCGACGGUUCCAUUGCCUCUUACUCCAUCUCUCCCUCUAACCUCAAUAAUCCCUUUGGUUUUGUGAAUGCCGAUAAAGAUAAAUUGUUCGCGGAACCCAAUUGCUUCUUUCAAGCGCAUGAUGGACCUGCGUAUGAUGUCAAAUUCUAUGGUGAUGGUGAAGAUGCUCUGUUGCUGAGCUGUGGUGAUGAUGGUCGGAUUCGAGGAUGGAGAUGGAAGGAAAUUUUAAGCUCAAAUUAUUCUGUUUCUUCACAAGGAAAUGAUAUCAAGCCAGUACUUGAUGUGGUGAAUCCUCAACACAAAGGUCCCUGGGGUGCACUUUCACCUAUUCCUGAGAAUAAUGCUAUUGCUGCUGAUACUCAGCGAGGAUCUGUUUUUGCUGCAUCUGGUGAUUCUUGUGCAUAUUGUUGGGAUGUGGAAACUGGUAAAGUAAAAAUGGUAUUCAAGGGGCACUUGGACUUUUUGCAUUGUAUAGUUGCUCGCAACUCCUCUGACCAGAUCAUAACAGGUUCAGAGGAUGGGACUGCACGAAUUUGGGAUUGCAAAAGUGGAAAGUGUACCCAGGUGAUUGAUCCAGCAAAAGAUUUGAAGUUAAAGGGAUCUGUUUCAUGGGUUGGCUGUGUUGCCUUAGAUGCAAGUGAGAGCUGGUUGGCUUGCAGCAGUGGACGUAAUAUAUCACUUUGGAACCUUCCUGCUUCAGAAUGCGUAUCAAAGAUUCCAACUCGGGCUUGUGUACAGGACAUGUUAUUUGAUAAUAAUCAAAUUUUGGCUGUUGGUGCAGAUCCUCUACUGAAUCGCUUCAACAUGAAUGGCAUGAUCCUUUCGCAAAUACAGUGUGCUCCUCCGUCAGCUUUUUCUAUCUCCUUACAUCCAGCAGGGGUUAUGGCAGUAGGGGGUUAUGGAUGUCUUGUUGAUGUUAUCUCACAAUUUGGCAGCCACAUGUGCACAUUUCGUUGCCAAUCUAGGUUUAUAAUUAAGGUUGACUUUUACGAGGUUAAACAUUUAACAGUUCAUUAUGAACCCUCGUUUCAUUUAUCACUUGACACUCACUCACUUCAUUCACCAUCGCCACAACGCUCUUCCUUUCCUCGACUCCGCGGCGUAGAUCCGAGGAGUUUGGGAAACCCUAACCCUACUCCGUUCACCCAAUCUUUGCUCCGUCAUCAUUCUCUAGUCAUGGCAGGACUUGCAGCUGAGGGUUCACAGUUCGAUGGUCGUCAAUAUGACGCCAAAAUGAGCGACUUGCUUACAUCUGAUGGACAGGAAUUCUUCACAUCUUAUGAUGAGGUUUAUGAUAGUUUUGACGCUAUGGGUUUGCAGGAGAAUCUUCUGAGAGGCAUUUAUGCAUAUGGUUUUGAAAAGCCAUCGGCCAUUCAGCAAAGGGGAAUAGUUCCCUUCUGCAAGGGACUUGAUGUUAUUCAACAGGCACAGUCUGGAACUGGAAAGACAGCAACUUUUUGCUCUGGUAUUCUGCAGCAACUUGACUACAGUUUGACACAAUGCCAGGCCUUGGUUUUGGCACCAACUCGUGAGCUUGCUCAGCAGAUUGAGAAAGUUAUGCGGGCGCUUGGUGAUUAUCUUGGUGUCAAGGUUCAUGCUUGUGUGGGAGGUACUAGUGUUCGUGAAGACCAACGCAUUCUAUCCAGUGGUGUUCAUGUUGUGGUUGGUACUCCAGGUCGUGUGUUUGAUAUGCUGCGCAGGCAGUCACUUCAGCCAGAUUACAUCAAGAUGUUUGUAUUGGAUGAGGCUGAUGAAAUGCUUUCCCGAGGUUUUAAAGAUCAGAUCUACGAUAUAUUUCAGCUGCUGCCAUCUAAAAUUCAAGUGGGAGUUUUCUCUGCUACCAUGCCUCCUGAGGCCCUUGAGAUCACAAGGAAGUUUAUGAACAAACCUGUGAGGAUCCUUGUGAAACGUGAUGAGCUCACUUUGGAAGGUAUUAAGCAGUUUUAUGUCAACGUUGAGAGAGAGGAAUGGAAGCUGGACACACUCUGUGAUCUUUAUGAGACAUUAGCUAUCACUCAGAGUGUCAUUUUUGUAAACACCAGAAGGAAAGUCGAUUGGUUGACUGACAAAAUGAGAAGCCGAGACCACACUGUCUCUGCAACCCAUGGAGACAUGGACCAGAAUACCAGGGACAUUAUUAUGCGUGAAUUCCGUUCUGGGUCUUCCCGUGUUUUAAUAACUACUGAUCUUUUGGCUCGUGGUAUUGAUGUCCAACAAGUGUCUCUAGUUAUAAAUUAUGAUCUCCCUACACAGCCUGAGAACUAUCUUCAUCGCAUUGGUCGAAGUGGGAGGUUUGGCAGGAAAGGUGUUGCCAUCAACUUUGUCACGAAGGACGAUGAAAAAAUGCUGUUUGACAUCCAGAAGUUUUACAACGUGGUAGUCGAGGAGCUGCCAUCAAAUGUUGCUGAGCUCCUCUGAUGAGAUUUUGUCCUCCAUCUUACUAGAUGACAUUAAUCUGCGUUUGGGAAGUGUUAUGUAAUGUUUCUCCCCCUCUUCUCCCCCCCCCCCCCUUUUUCCUUUCUUUGGUUGUAUUUCCGCUCUUAAAACCUUGUUUAAUAGGCUUAGUAAUUUAAUUUAAAUUGUCAGUUGUCUGAAUAUCCAAGUGUUAACUACUUGCUAUGUGGAAUCCCAUUAUUGGCCAAAUUGGUACUGUCGCUGCACAUUUUAGGACUCAAAUUUUCUGUUUUACGUUUGAUUACUUUACGUCAAAUGCAUUCAUGUAUUUUUAUUUUUAUUUGGAACUAAUGCUAUGGCUGAAGUGUGGCGUUUGAGAUGAAGGCUUUUUUU
Molecule: messenger RNA, 2976 nt
Organism: Abrus precatorius (Indian licorice)
Lineage: Eukaryota; Viridiplantae; Streptophyta; Magnoliopsida; Fabales; Fabaceae
Product: DEAD-box ATP-dependent RNA helicase 3, chloroplastic-like
Exons: 19
Coding region: 40-2607 (855 amino acids)
Biological process (GO): mRNA export from nucleus
Cellular component (GO): transcription export complex; THO complex
Molecular function (GO): ATP binding; RNA helicase activity; protein binding
Source: RefSeq, a predicted model, not a curated record